Molecule: messenger RNA, 1697 nt
Organism: Thrips palmi
Lineage: Eukaryota; Metazoa; Arthropoda; Insecta; Thysanoptera; Thripidae
Product: serine protease Hayan-like
Exons: 9
Coding region: 142-1458 (438 amino acids)
Biological process (GO): proteolysis
Molecular function (GO): serine-type endopeptidase activity
Source: RefSeq, a predicted model, not a curated record
AAAAGCCAGAAAGGCGGUCGCGGCCGCCGGAGAAGGACCUGCAGGACGACUACGAGUGGAGUGGCAGUCGGCAGCCUGGCCCGGCCGCACUCGGCUCCACUCACUUCGCCUGCGCCUUCGCCGCCCACAAGUGCACCGGCCAUGCUGGCGGCCAUGCUGGCGGCCAUGCAGGCGCAGAGGCUCCCGUUGGCGGCCCUGGCCCUCUGCGUGUUGCUGCCGCGGCCCGCCCAGGCCGCGGCCGCGAGCGCCGGCCUCCGCUUCCCCAAGGAGCAGCUCACGUCGACGGAGCCAUGCUUCCACCAGGGGCGCAACGCGACGGGCCAGUGCCGCAUGCUGACGACCUGCCCCAGCGCUCUGCGCGAGCUCAGGAACAACAUGUAUCCCCAGCUGUGCGGCUUCGUCGGCCGCCAGCCCAACGUGUGCUGCCCCGAGGAGGACGCCGACAACCGCGUCAUGGCGACGCCCCGACCGGGCGGCGUCGAGCCCGUCGAGCCCGUCACCUGCAAGCAGAGCCUGCAGCAACUGCAGCAGCAGAAGCAGCAGUGGGACUCCAACCGCCGGUACCGCCCCGGCGACAUCGCCAGGCAAAAGUGCCGCGAGUACGUGCAGUACGUGUGCCAGGAGGAGCCCUCGGCCGCCCUCAUGCUGGGCGGCACCGACGUCACGGACCGCUGCCACUACCGCGUCGAGCUCAUCUCCGGGGGCAAGCAGGUGGACCCCAUGGAGUUCCCGCACAUGGUGCUGCUCGGCUACGGCGCCAGGAAACAGAUCGACUACGCGUGCGGCGGCACCCUCAUCUCCCCCAACUUCGUCCUCACGGCGGCGCACUGCCAGAUCUCGCGGUCCAGCGGGCUGGCGGUGCGGUGGGCGUUGCUGGGGGCGCUGAACCGCACGGCCGCGCCCCACCCCAACGCCUCGCCGCAGCUCCUGGAGGUGGCGGAGAUCAUCACGCACCCCAACUACCGCAGCAGCCUGCGCUACCACGACAUCGCCCUGCUCCGGCUGCAGCGGCCGGCGGUCAUCAACGACUACGUGCGGCCUGCGUGCCUGCACACGGACUCCGACGGCGACCCCACGGGGCUGAACGCCAUCGCCACGGGCUGGGGCGCCACCGGACCCUCGGAGGACCAGAGCGAGCACCUGCUCAAGGUGAACCUCGCCGUGAUCCCCACGGACCACUGCCGCAGCGCCAUCAACGUGACGGCGGACAGCAAGCUGAGUCGCGGCAUCAUCGACUCGCAGCUCUGCGCCGGAGGAGCGUCGCCCAAAGACACCUGCCCGGGAGACUCUGGCGGCCCCCUGCAGGUCCCCACCAACGUGGACCCCUACUGCCAGUACAGGGUGGUCGGGCUGGUGUCCUUCGGCCCUCCCUGCGGCAUCGGCCUGCCCGGCGUCUACACCAGGGUGGCCACCUACGUGCAUUGGAUAGAGAGCGUGGUGUGGCCUCAAGAAGACUGAGAGCAGAAAACCAUCGAUUAAUUUAUUACUUAAUGUUUAAUGAUUGUUUUGAGUUGUCGAGCGUACGAGCAAGAACAAAUAGAGUGAAGAAAACGACUAUAUAGGUGGUUGUGCCACUUUUUGUGUUGAGGCGGCAAGAGAAGAACAACAUAGAAACAAACCCGAAGCAAACGAAGGAUGGCUUGUAUUACCGACAACAAAAAACAAAACAACGCAAUAAUAGUCUUCUUUUGAAAUCA